CAGAAGUCUGUGCGAGGGGGCCGGCGCGGUCCGAGAGAUGGCGGCGCCGGAUCCCGGGCGGUGGGGCGAGUGUGGACCGCGACCGCCCGGCCGACUGAGCGCUCGGGGUGGACAGGAGCCAGGGACCGUGCUGGGUGCGGUGGGCAUGAUGGACCUGGCCUACGUGUGUGAGUGGGAGAAGUGGGCCAAGAGCACGUACUGCCCGUCGCUGCCCCUGGCCUGUGCCUGGUCCUGCAGGAACCUCAUCGCCUUCACCACGGACCUCCGAAAUGACGACCAGGACCUAACACACAUGAUCCAUAUCCUAGACACGGAGCAUCCCUGGGAAGUGCACUCUGUCAACUCUGGCCACAGUGAGGCCAUCACCUGCCUGGAAUGGGACCAGUCAGGCUCCCGGCUCCUGUCGGCCGAUGCUGAUGGGCGGAUCAAAUGUUGGAGCAUGGCUGACCACUUGGCCAACAGCUGGGAGAGCUCCGUGGGCAGCCAGGUGGAGGGGGACCCCAUUGUGGCUCUGUCGUGGCUGCACAACGGUGUGAAGCUGGCGCUGCACGUGGAGAAGUCAGGUGCCUCCAGCUUCGGGGAGAAGUUCUCACGUGUAAAAUUCUCUCCAUCACUCACACUGUUUGGUGGCAAGCCCAUGGAGGGUUGGAUUGCAGUGACAGUCAGUGGCCUGGUGACUGUGUCCCUGCUGAAGCCAAGCGGGCAGGUGCUGACAUCCACGGAGAGCCUGUGCCGGCUGCGUGGCCGGGUGGCGCUGGCCGACAUCGCCUUCACGGGUGGCGGGAACAUUGUGGUGGCUGCUGCAGAUGGCAGCAGCGCGUCACCCGUGAAGUUCUAUAAGGUGUGCGUGAGCGUGGUGAGCGAGAAGUGCCGCAUUGACACGGAGAUCCUGCCCUCCUUGUUCAUGCGCUGCACCGCCGACCCCAACCGCAAGGACAGGUUCCCCGCCAUCACACACCUCAAGUUCCUGGCUCGAGAUAUGUCUGAGCAGGUGCUCCUGUGUGCGUCCAGCCAGAGCAGCAGCGUGGUGGAGUGCUGGUCCCUGCGGAAGGAGGGCCUGCCUGUGAACAACAUCUUCCAGCAGAUCUCGCCUGCGGUUGGUGACAAACAGCCCAUGAUCCUCAAGUGGCGGAUCCUGUCGGCCACCAACGACCUGGAUCGCGUGUCAGCAGUGGCCCUGCCCAAACUGCCCAUCUCACUCACCAACACGGACCUCAAGGUGGCCAGCGACACCCAGUUCUAUCCCGGCCUCGGCCUGGCACUGGCCUUCCAGGACGGCAGUGUGCACGUGGUGCAUCGGCUGUCGCUGCAGACCAUGGCCGUGCUCUACAGCUCGGCCCCACGCUCGCUGGAUGAGCCCGCCCUGAAGCGCCCCCGCACCACAGGCCCGGCCAUACACUUCAAAGCCAUGCAGCUGUCCUGGACGUCGCUGGCCCUGGUGGGCAUCGACAACCACGGGAAGCUCAGCAUGCUGCGUAUCUCUCCGUCGCUGGGCCACCCUCUGGAGCCCAAGCUGGCCCUGCAGCACCUACUGUUCCUGCUGGAGUACUGCAUGGUGACCGGCUACGACUGGUGGGACAUCUUGCUGCAUGUGCAACCCAGCAUGGUGCAGAGCCUGGUGGAGCGGCUGCAUGAGGAGUACACGCGCCAGAAGCCCGCCCUGCAGCAGGUCCUCUCCACCCGGAUCCUGGCAAUGAAGGCCUCGCUGUGCAAGCUGUCGCCCUGCACGGUGGCGCGUGUGUGUGACUACCACACCAAACUGUUCCUCAUGGCCAUCACGUCCACCCUGAAGUCACUGCUGCGCCCCCACUUCCUCAACACCCCUGACAAGAGCCCUGGGGACCGCCUGGCUGAGAUCUGUGCCAAGAUCACCGAUGUCGACAUCGACAAGGUCAUGAUCAACCUGAAGACAGAGGAGUUUGUCCUGGACAUGAACACUCUGCAGGCUCUGCAGCAGCUUCUGCAGUGGGUGGGGGACUUCGUGCUCUACCUCCUGGUCAGCCUGCCCAACCAGGGCUCCCCGCUGAGGCCAGGGCACAGCUUCCUGCGCGAUGGUGCCUCGCUGGGCAUGCUGCGGGAGUUGAUGGUUGUCAUCCGCAUCUGGGGCCUGCUGAAGCCCAGCUGCCUGCCCGUCUACACGGCCACCUCGGACACCCAGGACAGCAUGUCCCUGCUCUUCCGGCUGCUCACCAAGCUGUGGAUUUGCUGCCGUGACGAGGGCCCAGCCAGUGAACCUGACGAGGGCUUGGUGGAUGAGUGCUGCCUGCUGCCCAGCCAGCUGCUGGUCCCCAACCUGGACUGGCUUCCUGCCAGCGACGGCCUGGUCAGCCGCCUGCAGCCCAAACAACCCCUGCGCCUGCGCUUCGGCAGGCCGCCCACCCUGCCCAGCAGCUCCUCCACCCUGCAGUUAGACGGCCUUGCCAGGGCCCCUGGUCAGCCCAAGAUCGACCACCUCCGGAGGCUUCACCUGGGCGCUUACCCAACCGAGGAGUGUAAAGCCUGUACCAGGUGUGGCUGUGUCACCAUGCUGAGGUCACCCAACAAGACGACAGCCGUGAAACAGUGGGAGCAGCGCUGGAUCAAGAACUGCCUGUGUGGGGGGCUGUGGCGGAGAGUGCCCCUCAGCUGUCCCUGAGCAGACGCUGGGGCCUCGAGUCCCAUGGUCACACCCAGGCCACACACAGAGCUUGGAGGAGUUGGUCUGUGUUGUCCACCCUUCAAAAGGUCCACAAUCCAUAUGCCCCUGUCCAGGUUGGGGAUGUCGUCCUCAGUUUCCCUUUUAGGCCUAUAGGAGCGAAAGGUGGGCCCAAUAAAGUUCUCUUGUCGUCCAGGCCUAUUUAUCACCACAGUCCCCCCCACUCUUGCCCUCAGAUGUGCCCUAGCGGGCUCCCCCUCCCCACUGCCUCUCAUCUGGUUUCUGGCAGCCUUUGCUCUUGGUCCCCAGGGUCCUGCCUUCAGUCUCCCCGUAGCAUCUGCCCCUGCAGUCACUGGCAGCCAGGUCAGGCCUCGUGGAGCUGGGUAAUUGGUUUUGUUGUUCCCCCUGGCCCUGUGGAGCAGAGAGUACAGGCCAGUGGCACACAUGGCCCAGCCUGGGGAGGGCUGUGUUCAAGCCCUGGCUCCAGCUCACCGUGCUCCGACACAACCUGUGAGUGCAGCCAUAGCCAGACACGGUAGCAGGACCUGGACCUGGUGGGGACCCCCAACCUGGAACCUAUAUAGCUGGGGAUAACCUUGAACUCCUGUCUCUCCUUCAUGAGUGCUGGGAUAGCAGGCAGUGCUCCCAUUUCGUCCUAGAACACUGUGCAUCCAGAAGAGCCUGGGAGACCAGUGUGUCCCCUUCCUGUGAUGGCCACUGCUGGCCCUAGGGUACUGCCUCUGCCCACAGAAGCCAGCAGCAUGGUGUGGGGCGUGUUGGCCUUGCUCUAGCCAUCCUUGACUUCCCGUGGCCAGGAAGUUCCCUUCCUCCUCACCAGCCUACGUGGCUGCUCACAUCCUUUCUCUGCAGUGCUGGCCAUGUUAGUGGAUUCCAAGCCGUGUGGGAAACUGCAAGGAGCAGCUGAAUGACGGGUGUCGGGGUGUGAAGCACCCUGGGAUUGUGGGAUAAAUGGCAUUAAAAUGCUAGCCUCCCGAGGAGACACAACUGGGGCUUGCCUGUGCCCACCCCUCUGCUGGAGCCUGGGGAGGGCACACAGUAGGUGCUCAGUAAGUGCUUGUUCAUAAAGAUGAGCCUGCCUGGCAGAACCAGAAUCCAGGCCCAGGCUCCAGUUCUACUGCCAUUCCCAGCAAGGUCCUGAGACCUCUUAGGUGCUCAGUCUCCAAUCCUACGGGAGGCCAAGGGACUAUCGUUGUCUCAGUAUCUGUUCUCUGGGGAGAAAGGCAUGGGGCUUGACUCUGGGUUCUGCCCAUUGUCACCCGCAGGGGACCUGGGGUGCUGAUUCCACAGUUCUCCAGCCCAUGUGGCACUGCAGACAUCACUGACUCCCUCCUCAACGAAUCAGUGUGGGCUCUGGGUCGGAAUCCAGCCUUUGUUUAUGGCCUCUCUGUGCCUCAGUUUCCCCUUUUAGUGUUUAUGUCAACUUCAGAGCAUCUUGGCAGUGAUGUCUGACUUCUGUGGGGUAGGAGUGGGCCCGGCCCCAUGGUUCCCUGAAAGAGCACGCGCGCCUCCGUGUGGCUGAACACGGAACUACC
Messenger RNA from Chionomys nivalis (European snow vole), 4188 nucleotides. RefSeq names its product mediator complex subunit 16 (gene Med16). The transcript is spliced from 15 exons. The record is from RefSeq and is a predicted model, not a curated record. The coding region runs from base 38 to 2635 and encodes 865 amino acids. Gene Ontology annotation, biological process: positive regulation of DNA-templated transcription. Lineage: Eukaryota; Metazoa; Chordata; Mammalia; Rodentia; Cricetidae. Gene Ontology annotation, molecular function: protein binding. Gene Ontology annotation, cellular component: mediator complex.